AUGCAGAGGCCCAGCCGGCUGGUGUUCACCGAUGUUUUGUACAUCAGGAAGAAGAAGAGGCUGGAGAAGCUGCGCCACCAGCUCAUGCCUAUGUACAACUUCGACCCCGCGGAGGAGCAAGAUGAACUGGAGCAGGAGCUGCUGGAGCAUGGGCGGGACACUGCCUCCGUGCAGGCCACCACCGCUGUGCAGGCCACGCAGGCCAAGACCACUCUCCCCUCUCAGGGCCCAAUGCAGAGGCCCAGCCGGCUGGUGUUCACCGAUGUAGCCAAUGCCAUCCACGCGUGAGGAGCCCAGGGACAGGCCUGGACCUCUGAUGAAGACACCUGCCACAGUGCCCUCAGCUGCCCACUCCGAGAUCAUUAGGACCUCCUCUCAGGACCUGCCCUGCCAAGGCCUCAGCUAUUUUGAGGACCCAGCUGCUGACCCUCCAGGCUCUAAAAGAGGCCCCUGGCCAGGUUGGGCAUAUGGCCACUGAUAUCCCCUGACCUGAGGGCCCUGGAAUGCAGAGCAUCCCUCAUAAGGCUUCCUUAUGCUGGCUGGCUUCCUUGUGCCCUUCCCAGACCCCUCACAUCAGGAUCUGCUCCUCUAAUGUGGAGGAAAUGGGGGGAGAUGUGGGAUGGGAGGGGGAAGGGAAGGAGAGUAGUGGGGUUCCCAUCCAUCAGGGAGAGACAUAUCUUUGGAAUCUGGAGUCUCCUCUGGGGUGGGGAGAGGCAGCCAUCCCGGUCUCAGGCACAUGGUAUGGUGGUACCCUGGGAGAUGCUCAGGGAUAGAGCUGAAACUGCCCAGCGGGCAAAGAUGCCAGGAGGAGGGCUGCUCAUACCCAAGGUCAGUCCAUAUCACAGGGAUCCAUGAGGUCUUCCAGCCACCCCUCCGUGGUGGUCGGCUAUUGGCUGGGCCCAAGCUAGGAUGAGAGCUGAGCGGGAAGGGAGGUGGGGGAGCAGGUGUGGAGGGAUGCAGUGCCGAGACCUGCUGGAAGGCCUCCUGCAUGUGCAUGAAGGUGCCCACCUGCAGACAUGUGCCUGUUCCAGCACAGGGGGCAGGAUGGAGACCCCUGCAUUGGCUCCACCCUCCAAGCCAACCCCCACCCCAUGGUGUGUAGAGGAACAUUAAGUGGGCCACCUUCUACACCUUCAGUGUUCAGGGACUGAAAGGAGAGGGAAGCAAAGGCAAGGGUCCACUGCCUACCACAUCCCUUCGCUGGGCUCUAAAAGCCAGGUAACCUGCUUCUGGAACAGUUCCCUGUCUUGGUGUUUAUCGGGGACCUGGUGUUGGGGGAGAGACUAUUGGUCGGGGGGUGGUGGUCGCCAGCUGCAGGCUAGCAGGGGAAGUUCUGAAUGCCUGAAACAGGGUGGCGAUAGCCCCUUGGAAAACAGACCUAAGAGACCUAGUCUGGGUUUUGAUCACACAACCCACCUACCCAUCGUCCACCCACCCCAUGCCCCGCAGGAAUUCUGCCAGGCUGGGGCAUCUGGGCAAGGCACUGGGUCAAGCCAGACCCCAAGAGCUGGGCAUUUCUCCGCUGGGCACGCAUGUGCACCUGAGCAGGCACAGACGCACGCCCCUGUGCCCAGCCUCGCCGCCGUCACUGUCCUCUGCUGGUUGGCGGGGACGUGAGGGUGGCAAAUGCGAGGUGUCAGGCUGUGAGGGCCUAGGAGGACUUCAUGGGGAAGGUUCUGGAUUUAUUUCCUCCUCAAGAUGCUAUAAAUACGUUAGCAUUUGAGCCAACUGGAGGGCUGUGGGUAAUUUAGGAUGCACAGAAGCUGUAAUUUAAGUCAUAGCAUCUCCAUGUGAGAGCAUUAAAGAUGUAAUUAAGAUGUUUACACAAAGAGAUUGUGAGCCUGUGACACUGGGGAUGUGAAACCCCAGGAGGGGUGGGAUGGGUGAGGGGCUGCGGGGGGCAUGGUCGCUUGGAUCCCAGCUACGAGGC
Molecule: messenger RNA, 1930 nt
Organism: Physeter macrocephalus (sperm whale)
Lineage: Eukaryota; Metazoa; Chordata; Mammalia; Artiodactyla; Physeteridae
Exons: 4
Coding region: 1-288 (95 amino acids)
Source: RefSeq, a predicted model, not a curated record